AAUUCAAACGAACUAUUGGAAUUUUUUCAAAGUCCUGAUGCGAGUUCUGCGGAAUCCAUCUAUCUGGAUGACCGACAGCCCACCGUCAUCCUGGAUGCCCUUUCGCAAACAUCUCGUUACGUGUAUUUCUUGGGUCGGAGUGUAUUAAGCACUCAGUACGCGCAGUUUGACUGUAAGACCGCGCCGCGUCCCUCAUCUUCAGCCGCGCUCAAGGAAAUUCGUCUGUGUUGUCGUGAAGAUACCUCAAAAGCAGCUAAUUGUCACCAGCUAGAGGACAGGCCUAAACAGGGCAAAGUGAACUGCGGCCAGCUCACUGUCGGAUACACUCUCUGGUCCCGUGAAGGUGCCUCUUUCAACAUCACCUUUUCACCGAAUAAGGAACGUCCUGCCGCCCACAAUGGCCUCAUCUCAUGCGCUCUAUCUGAUGGUGAAUCCGUCAUCGAGUCCAACGAAAUUGAGUUUCGAGAUGCCCUGUUCUAUGUGGACAAGUUGAACACCCAAAUCAGCAACAAUGUUCAACUUCGCUAUAGUCCCUUUUCGCCUGCAGACUUCCCACUGAAAUUUGAGUGCGGAAGCGACGUCGCCGCUAAAAUGAAGGACUGGCCUGCUUGGAUGCCUGCUGUCUGGCAAAAGGUAGUGCCAUUUGAGUGGGCUUUCUGUUCAGUUGAGGGUGGCACGGCGCCCGCCGGUUGUGCGGCCAGCAGCACGCUGGUCAAUGUUGGCGAGGGAAUUGCAACUAUGGAUGGUACCUUUUAUCUCCUCAGCGCGCAAUACCUGCGCUCAAAUCCGAAUAGCGCGAUCCAGGCUGAUCGUCUGGUCGCUCUUUCACCACAGUCACUUGACUUCCAGUUCUUGGAUGGCACCACGCUCAAUAAUUUCCAGUUGCAGGCCUUUUAUAGGCGACCCGCAGGGGACGCGGGCAAAAAUACCGCUUCCUCUUGGUACAAGGAUGGUCAACAACUGACCGGUGCUAGUGUCCAGGAUUAUGGUUUACGUCUGCCUAACAAAGUGAGUCGGGCCAUUGCCGGGGAAUACAAGUUGGAAGUAACCAAUCCGACUUCACCAGCUUUGACAUUUGUCUUCAACGUCGCCGUGGUUGGUCCACCUAAAUUUCAGGACGUUGAUUGUAUGGAUGACCUAUUUUACGUCAUGGAGGAUGAGACGUAUCGAACGGAAUGCAAAGUCAACCCUGGCGUCUCUUCUAUCAAGGUGGGCGUCAAUGGAAUAGAAGGCCAGACAACAAAGGACUUGCGUCGACGUCUCAGUAAUGCCCUCGAUCUGGCCAAUAAACCAAUCAGUCAGUUGAAAAUUCAGUUCACUGUGUCAGGCGAUGAUAAGGAGGGUCGAAAGGUGGAAGUGACUGUCGGUCCGUUGAAGCCCAGCCAAAACUUCCGCUUGUCAAUCAAGGCUGCGAAUGAAAACGGACAGUCCCAAGUGGCUGGAACUAUACGUGUAGUUCUCAAGGUUCACAUCUCCAUCCACCUCCCUCGCAGCACCAGUCCCAGACUGCCGUUGGAGCGCAUAACGAAGAGGAAAACAGAGGCCACUGUGAUUUUGUAUUCUACUUGGUUUACCAGGUCCGUGGCACCAGUCACAGCUUAA
Dibothriocephalus latus is the source of this 1602-nucleotide messenger RNA. Lineage: Eukaryota; Metazoa; Platyhelminthes; Cestoda; Diphyllobothriidea; Diphyllobothriidae. The record is from the annotation of a GenBank genome assembly.